This is a messenger RNA of Anolis sagrei ordinatus, 3190 nucleotides long. It is a transcript of the gene CD82, whose product is annotated as CD82 molecule. The record is from RefSeq and is a predicted model, not a curated record. NCBI's taxonomy places the organism in Eukaryota, Metazoa, Chordata, Lepidosauria, Squamata, Anolidae. Gene Ontology annotation, cellular component: plasma membrane.
CUUCUCCUUCCGAAGGCAGGACCGAGAGCCGCCGCCGAUCCACAUCGCAGACAUUCGCCAAGACUCCACCAGACUCAGCUUCGCUCCAAAAGCUUCCCCAGCCCAGAUUUUGUGAAAAGAGAAGAUGGGGUCCGGCUGCCUGAAGGUCACAAAGUACUUCCUUUUCCUCUUCAACCUCCUCUUUUUUAUCUUGGGUGCUGUGAUCCUUGGCUUCGGAAUAUGGAUUUUGGUUGACAAGAAUAGCUUCAUUUCAGUUCUACAGACCUCCUCAUACUCAUUAAGGGUUGGGGCAUAUAUUCUCAUCGGAGUUGGGUCUGUCACAAUGUUGAUGGGUUUCCUUGGCUGUGUGGGAGCAGUCAAUGAGAUUCGAUGUCUCUUGGGACUGUACUUUACCUGCCUCCUGUUGAUCCUAAUAGCCCAGGUAGCGGCCGGUCUGCUCAUCUACUUCCAGCGGAAUGCACUCAAAACAGAAAUGUCAGAGAUUGUUGGUAACCUCAUCCAGAAUUACAACCCUUAUGAUGAAAGCAAUAGGAACCUUGAGACCGCAUGGGAUUAUGUCCAGACACAGCUAUCUUGUUGCGGAUGGGUCGGACCAGAAAAUUGGAAAAACAAUACAAUUCUCCAGGAGAAAAAUGAGACAUCCUACCCUUGCUCUUGUAGCAAUGAAUCAGUUGACUCAGAGGUGGGCUUCUGCCCUUUGGAAAACACUUCCAACACCACCACAUUUGAGGGCUGGCCAGUUAGAAAGCAGGGGUGUAUGAAAGGUGUGCAGAACUGGUUACAGGAGAACCUUGGCAUCAUUCUUGGUGUCUGCACAGGCGUUGCUGUCAUUGAGCUCCUGGGUAUGGUGCUCUCUAUCUGCCUCUGCAAGAACAUACACACCGAAGAGUACACCAAAGUGCCCAAGUACUGAGAGACUGUUGGCCUAGCGAGUGGCCCUAGAGCAAACACAACAUUUCCUUCCUUCUCAUACUCAGACUGUCUUCGUCAUUCACCAUUCCUCUUUUGACACCCAACAUUGCUGCAGAUCAUUUGGGCUGUGCUGCAGACACGGAUUCUCUAAGGGAUCAGGGGCUUGGGCCAGUCCCUUUGUCAGUUUUGACUCUUCUAUGAAGCAGGCCAUUUAAAUCUUCUUUUACUCAUGUGAUACCCUGCAAUUGUACUGCCAGCACUAUGCUUAGAGAUAGCCUCUUAUUUUUAUCCACUUCUGACCAUUGUGAGAUGUCUCAGAAUACUUCUUUUCCCCUCUUGUUUUGAAACUCUUUGCUUCCAUUGAUAUGUGUACAUAACUAAUUCUUUUCCAGGGCUGUGGGUACUUUUGUUGGCUUGGGGUUUCCUUGUGAAUACAUACAUGGUAGAAAGGAGAAUCUUUUCUCUGGUUCUCAGUCUUGUGUUCCCAGAUGUUAUUAGAUAACAACUCCCACAGCUGAUAGUUAGGGUUAGUGGGAAUUGUAGUCCCAACAAUAUCUGGGGACCCACAGGUGAGAACCACUAGUCUAGUUAAUCUGAUGUCUCGCUGCCUGGUUUGUUGUCACUUCCUUGAAUCUAUUGAGUUGUCUCUUGAAAUUGCUUUUGCAUUGUUGGCUAUAUUUUCCCCAUCACACACACACAGAGCAAAGAUCUUCAGUCACCAACUGCUCAAUGGUUGACAUUAGUCAGGUUAAGUAUUGAUCCAGACACAAGCUUUAAGAUUACAUCCGCUAUCCUAGGGUCAAAGGGUGUGUGGCCCAUUGGGAAUGUUGAAUUUCUUUCUUCUCUGCCACAUACUUCCUCCUUUCUUUUUCUUGGAUACACUUUAGAGCAGUGGUUCUCAACCUGUGGGUCCUCAGAUGUUUUGGCAUUCAAUUCCCAAAAAUCCUAACAUCUGGUGAAUGGGCUGGAAUUUCUGGGAGCUGUAGGCCAAAACACCUGAGGACCCACAGGUAGAGAACCACUACUUUAGAAACUGCAUGUGUAUAGCAUGGGUGAGUCUGCACAGGUUCACCAGUAUAUGUUCUUGGGUUGCCAACUUUUAUAGAAGCAGUGAUUGAGAUUAUAUAUUUUGUCCCCGUAUGAUUCUUAUUGUAGUUCUAUUCUCUGUCAUGGUGAAAGGAUCUCUAGAGUUGAUGUCUUGUACUGUGGAUGGUGGGCAGCACUUCUGGAGCAUUAGAUUCCCUUUGCUGAUAAAAGCAGUGAAUCUUCCCUGUUGUUUUGCACCUUGUCUUGGAAAUUGCUGCAGUUGCCAGCAGAUCCAGAGACAUAUGUCUCCUAUGAUAUUCUCUGUAAUGGAGAAGCUUUUGAAUCUAGUAGCUGUAGCAAGUUCUCUUUGUGGAGUGAUUGCAGAGAGGGCAGUACAGUCCUGCAAACAGAAUUCCUUAGGAAGAGAGAAAUACCUAUGGGAAAUUAGGGAUCACGUUUAGAUCAGCAACUGACCAUAUAGCAGUGACUCUUGUAAGGAGAGCUUCCACUUUAAGAAAGCAGAUAUGGAAAUCCUUAAAUCUGGAUAAAUGAUCAUAUUCUUUCAUAAGCCUCCUCCAGCAUGCAGGUUGGUAAGCCUGUGCACUGUAGCUGGAAUCCUGGUACAACAUGGAAGAAAAUCAGACAAUUUGCCCUGAGUGAAGAAUUCAACAGUCCUAUGGUAGUAAUUCUAGAGAUAACUGUGAAGAAAAUGUUCUCUCUUUCAAUAUAUAUGUUUAUCCACAGUACUCAUGCUACUCUUUCUUGAGUUGCGAAGUGGUUGUAAUAAAUGGAAGAAAUUGUCACUUUUUAAAGAAUUUAUCAUGCUAGAAUAUAUUGAAGUCAGAAGAAUGGGUAAGUCAUGGAAAAUGUUUGAUCCAUCAUUAGCUUCCUUUCCCCUUCAGGUUCUGGCAAAUCAGGUUGGAAAAAGGGAUUUUCUUGGAAGUGAGUAUUUAAAUUUUGCUCUUUAUUUUUCCUCCCUCAAGCCUGGUGUUUUAUUUUUUUGAACUGAUUGUAAAGUUAGGUUUUAUAUUCACCUCUUGUGCUUCAUUUGAUAAGCUGCUUCACUGAAAAGCUGUUUAUGCGAUGGUUCUUGUUCUCUUGGAUUCAGCUCAGAACAGAAGCAAAGCUGAGCCCAUUCUGGAUUUCUUCCUGUUUUUAGAAACCUCUUCCAAAUGGAAGAAAUGCAUGUACAGAUUUAAACAAAUAAUGGGUGGGUGUUUCAGUAAUAAAAAUAUUUGCUUAAAAAAAUAAA